Messenger RNA from Olea europaea var. sylvestris, 588 nucleotides. Its product is annotated as late embryogenesis abundant protein At5g17165-like. Bases 47 to 367 code for a protein of 106 amino acids. NCBI's taxonomy places the organism in Eukaryota, Viridiplantae, Streptophyta, Magnoliopsida, Lamiales, Oleaceae. The transcript has 3 exons. The record is from RefSeq and is a predicted model, not a curated record.
AAUCUCAGCACCAAAAAGAAAAAAAAAAAAAGGUCCUCUCUUUUUUAUGGCAGCCAAUUUACAGAGGUUGGGAUUGGCAAAGCGAUUUCUUCCUUCACUGACUCUCAGGAGGGGCGUGCAUGCGUCCGUGUACGACAAGAACAUAGAGGAGCAUGUGCACUCGACCGUGGUGCCCGACUAUUUAAUCCUACCUCAAUCUGACAAAUACUGGGCUCCUCACCCUCAGACCGGGGUUUUCGGCCCUACAACUGAUCACAAACCGGUUGAUUUCUACACCUCAUCGACGAGAGCUAGUGGAAAUUCAGUGUUGGAGCAGAAGGCCUUUUUCCGCCCUCUCGAGGAUUUGGAGAAGCCACCUCACCCUUGAGUUGUAGGGGAGAUCUAGAAGUAUAACCCCUGCAAUGUAAAUUAGCAUGGUGAAUAGGUUUGCUUGCCAUAAUAGUUAUAUAUGUUUGUUUGUGUGAAAUUUAGUGAAUAAUACUGCUUUAAUAUUCAUAUUUUGUAAGAAAAUUGGGUUGAUGUUGCUUGUAAUGCUAUAUGCUUUUGCCAUCUGGUGUAUUUGGCUGUAAGAGAAUUCAUUUCAUUUUU